AUGGACAGCGGUAUAGAGAUCUACAUCAACCAGUUGAGCGGCGUUGAAGUCUCUGAGGAUGGCAAGACUGCAAAGAUUGGCGGUGGCACUGGGUCCAAACUUGUCACUGACACACUCUGGGAAGCUGGAAAGCAGACUGUAACAGGAACGUGCGAAUGUGUCAGCACCCUGGGCCCUGCUCUGGGAGGUGGCCACGGAUGGCUACAGGGCCACCACGGCCUUGUCUCUGACCAGUUCGUUUCCAUGAACAUUUUGCUUGCCGAUGGAACCCUACCGACCAUUGACGAGACGUCGGACCUCUGGUGGGCCGUCAAGGGCGCGGGCCACAACUUCGGUAUCGUCACAUCGGUUGAUGUUAAGAUUUAUGACAUCGAGCACCGCGACUGGGCGGUUGAGACUCUUAUCUUCAGCGGCGACAAGAACGGUACUCAAGCGGCUGAUGUUGUAAACUGGUCGUACUGGCUCAACAACCCUGAUGCUGGCCCAGAGAACGUUACCUAUCAUUUUGUUCUGGAUCAUUCAAGAGGGUGUUACGACAGUCGACCCGCCUACACCCAACCUUUCCGCGAUAUCGGCCCCAUCUCGUCAACUACUGAGUCCGGAACCUACCUUGAUCUCGCAGCAUGGACUUUUAUCGCCCUUGACUCUAUCCCUUGCCAAAAGUCUGGUCUUAACAACCCCCGAUUUCCCAUCUACGUUGAGUCAUACAAUAUCGAGGCUCAACGCAAGGCAUAUGAUCUCUUUGCGUCCUCUAUCAGGGGCGACUUACCUUUCACCAACUCUCUCUUCAUGUUCGAAGGCUAUUCAGUCCAAGGCGUUAAAGCUAUUGAGAGCGAUUCGACGGCUUUUGCUUACCGCGGCGACAACCUCCUUUUCGCCCCUCUCAUCACUUACACCCCUGGCGGUGCAGAACUCGACGAGCAAGCUGCCGCGCUGGGCAACCAACUUCGCGACAUUAUCCACGAGGGAAGUGGACGUACUGAUCAGCAUGUCUACCUCAACUAUGCAUUUGGAAAUGAAUCCCCAAAAGAGUGGUACGGUAGUGAAGAAUGGCGCCAGGACCGUCUCAAGUCUUUGAAGACCAAGUACGACCCCAACGGACGUUUCAGCUUCUAUGGACCGAUUGCAUAG
Molecule: messenger RNA, 1131 nt
Organism: Colletotrichum graminicola M1.001
Lineage: Eukaryota; Fungi; Ascomycota; Sordariomycetes; Glomerellales; Glomerellaceae
Exons: 4
Coding region: 1-1131 (376 amino acids)
Molecular function (GO): oxidoreductase activity; FAD binding
Source: RefSeq, a predicted model, not a curated record